Gossypium raimondii (Peruvian cotton) is the source of this 1239-nucleotide messenger RNA. Its product is annotated as MATH domain and coiled-coil domain-containing protein At3g58360. Bases 115 to 1050 code for a protein of 311 amino acids. The record is from RefSeq and is a predicted model, not a curated record. Gene Ontology annotation, molecular function: protein binding. The transcript has 6 exons. Lineage: Eukaryota; Viridiplantae; Streptophyta; Magnoliopsida; Malvales; Malvaceae.
UAUAUAUUAUAGGACAAUAUAUAAUUUCUUCAUCUUCCAUUCAUAUAUAAAAUAAGAACUUUUUUAAAAGAAACGAAAAAAAAAAAACCCUUCACAGUGUUAAUAGCUUAGCUAAUGGAGGAUAAUCCCAAGAAACUUGGAAUCAGAAGAAUAACAAGAGAUUUCCCACCAGCUCAUUUCUUAUUUAAAGUUGAAGCCUUCUCUUUGUUGGCCAAAACAGGUGUUGAAAAGUAUGAAUCUGAUGCUUUUGAAGCUUCGGGUUACAAAUGGAGAUUGUCAUUGUACCCAAACGGAGACAAUAAAAGCAAUGGAAAUGGCUUCAUCUCCCUUUACUUAGUAAUAGAGGAAACAGAAAAUUUACCUCUAACAUGGGAAGUCAAUGUCAGCUUCAGGUUAUUUGUGCUUGACCAGAUUCGAGACAAGUACUUAACCAUUGAAGAUGGUGAUGGAGCAGUGAAGAGAUUUCACUGGAUGAAAACUGAAUGGGGCUUCGCUCAACUUAUCUCCCUCGACUCAUUUAACGACACAUGCAAUGGGUACCUUGUUGGUGAUUGUUGCAUAUUUGGGGCAGAGGUAUUCCCAUUGGCACGCAAUUGUAAAUGGGAAUGCCUUUCCAUGGUUAAACAACCUGAAGACAACACCAUAAUUUUCAAGAUGGAUCACUUCUCCAAAUUAGACAGGAAGUAUUACGAAUCUUCUGUUCAUACAAUUGGGGAUUCAAAAUGGAAAUUGACAGUUUACCCAAGGGGAAAUGUGAAAUUCAAAGGCAAAGCUCUAUCAGUGUUUUUAGAGCUAGUUGAAGCUAAUAAGCUUCCUCCUAAGCGGAAAGUCUAUGCAGAAUACAAGCUACGAGUAAGGAACCAAAUGAACGAUAAUCACAUGGAAUUUUCAGUUGAACGUUGGUUUAGUGCAACAAGUGUUAACUGGGGUUACCCACAGUUCAUGACGCUCAAGGUUCUUCAUGACCCAUCCAAAGGCUAUAUCGUGUGUGAUAGCGUAAUUGUGGAAGCAGAAAUUAACCUGGUUUCUCAAGUCAAGCGUUUCUCAUGAAUUAUUUCUUUUAUUUAUUUAUUUAUGAAAAUUUAAAUGGUAGUUGAAGGUGAAAUUGCUGUCACUUUUAUGACCAGAUUUCUUCAUUACUGAGGAUGAUGCAUUGUUACCAUGUAUUGCACUUGACAACUUGGAUUUUAUCUGUCUAUUUCUCAGCUUACCAAUUUAUUUAUCUAAUGAAUAAUACCA